This is a messenger RNA of Haliotis rufescens (red abalone), 4145 nucleotides long. Its product is annotated as microphthalmia-associated transcription factor-like. The record is from RefSeq and is a predicted model, not a curated record. Gene Ontology annotation, cellular component: nucleus. The transcript has 8 exons. The coding region runs from base 24 to 1442 and encodes 472 amino acids. Gene Ontology annotation, biological process: regulation of transcription by RNA polymerase II. Gene Ontology annotation, molecular function: RNA polymerase II cis-regulatory region sequence-specific DNA binding; protein dimerization activity; DNA-binding transcription factor activity, RNA polymerase II-specific. Lineage: Eukaryota; Metazoa; Mollusca; Gastropoda; Lepetellida; Haliotidae.
ACUGAGAGUGUCGGUUGGUCGACAUGGUGAUCACGGACGACAGGGUGCAGGAGGAAGAACAGAAGAGUGAAGAGGAAGAGCAAGAAGUGCAAGAAGCGGAGUCACCCCGGGUUAUAUCAUCAAAGACAGAACCCGGAACCGUUAUUGUCGUUACCAAGGGCAACAGCAGUCAAAGUGACCAUCUUUUGCUUCGGAGCUUGUUGAAAAAUAGGCGCAACCCUGGAAGAAUAGAGAAAAUCAAGAUUAUCCGAUCUCCAGUGACAGACAUUCGGAAUGCCAGCAUGUCCAAUCGAACCAACCUGCGGUUGCAGCUGAUGCGGCAGCAGCUGAUUGAGGAGGAGAAGCGAGAGACCGUAUUGUCAUCAUCGUUCAAACCUUCCAGCGUGCCCUCAAAAACCAUUGACAUGCCGACCGUCAGCGUCACCUCUACAGAAGUGCCGCCACAAGUCUUAAGGGUGGAGACCAAUCUACAGUUCCCCACCAAAUACCACAUGCAGCAGAACAAGAAGCGUCAGAUUCAGAUGUUCUUGAAUCAGGGUCAGGUUCCUGUGACAGUGCAGUCCCUCCCUGCUGUUUCCAGCACCUCCGCCCCAGGGGAUCUGGGCUUCUUAGGGAGUGCCCCAGCAGAUCCUGACAGUCCACUCUCCAUGGGGCUCAGCAGUGUAGCUACAAGCACAUCAGAGGUGGACAACUUCCUGUCGGACAUCAUCAGCCUGGAGUCUGUGGAGGCUUGUCUGGACAGUGACCUCACUCUCAUCGAACCAUCUCUCACUCAAAUGUCAUCCACAAUGCCUCAAUCUCAGCUCCUUAACACAUACUCGGUCGACUCAGCUGGCGCCAAGUCCUCAUCAUCAUGCCCAGCUGCUUUCCGUAAAGAACCGACGCCAAGCUUCAUCACAGAAGAUGAUGAGAAGGCUUGGUAUAAGGAGCGCCAGAAAAAGGAUAACCACAAUAUGAUUGAGAGGAGGAGAAGGUUUAACAUCAAUGACAGGAUCAAGGAGCUCGGGACCAUGCUGCCCAGAUCUAGUGAUCCAGACUUGAGACAGAACAAAGGGUCUAUCUUGAAGGCGUCUGUGGACUACAUCCGCAAGCUGAAGCGAGACCAGGAGAAAGUGCGACAGCUGGAAGACCAGCGGAGGCAGCUAGAGGCAGCUAACAGGAGAUACAUGCUCAAAGUACAGCAACUUGAACUGCUGAUGAAGGCCCACGGGGUUUCAACAGGCUACACAGAAGACAUGAUGUCGCUUACCACAAUGAUACCUCCUAGUGCUGUCAACUUUCAACCCAGACAGGAAAUGGAUCAGUCUGACAUGUUUUCAUCAACACCUACCAACAGUUCUCUGAUCGAGGAGGAAGACUCUCCUGUCAGUGGAGACCCGAUGAUGAUGUCAGCACCGGUCAGUCCUUCUCUCGGCAUGGAGGAUGAUUCAGACUUCUUGUGAAUGUUCUUGGACAAGGGGAGAUAACUCUAUUUGUCUUUGUAAAAAGUGGACUUUUUCGUCUCGAGAGAAAAGCUUUACAAGUCUCUACAACUAUGAAGAACUUAAGAUUCAAGUCAACAAACCAUUUUCAUUUGUAUCAGGAUUGAAGUGACUUCAGCCUUCAUGGCAGCGUUCAUCACAGUGGCUCGGCAUGAAUUAUUGCAAAUUGAGUUAAAUUUUUAAUAUAACUGCCAGCGAUAUGAUCAAAAGACUGAGAGAAAAACUUUUGAUUUGCCAACAGACAUUUUUUUAUAUCAAAAGUGCAAUAGUUGGACAAUGAUUUCCCGAGUGUUUUGGAAGCAUGACGUGCCACCCAGGUCUAGGAUUCUGCCUGAAGUGGUCUUUGGUCCCUGUUGCAUAGAAUUUAGAUUGCAAAAGUCUUUUAUCUGAACUGUUUGACAAACAUGUGUUUCAUGAUACGACUCUUAAGAGGUUUUUGUGAAAAAAACCUGGUUGUUUGUAGGGAGUUAUUCACUCUGUUAGAAUUUGGAUGGCAUUUGGUGCUAAGAAGUGCAAAAUUUCCAUAGGUGGCAGUGCAUUGGAUAUAUGGGCUUUGACCUGUGACCUUGACCUUUAUGCAAAUAUGCUACAAAAGGCUCAAUUGUCAGUUGUAGGCAACCCAUUGAAGGCACUACAGUGGCAUGGAAAUCCAGAUUAUAUGUUCUAAGAACCUCAGAAGACUGGAGAGGAGGAACUACUGAGGUGUGUAUGCAUGGCACCAGAGACAGGUGACCGUGAUACUCAUGGUCAUGGUCACCAGGACUGUUGAUAGGAGGGAGACCAUUCCAGUGUACAGCAUAGUAUUUGUUGUAGAGGAAUAGUUGACUUCCACUUAUGUAAAUAUGUAAAUAAGUACAUAAUAUAACCCUGUGUACAUAUCAUGUAUAUUGCAUCCUUGUUAAGACUUUGCCACUUCAUAUGUUUCUGUGGCCGACACAAUUAUGUCCUGAAGGUAGAAAACUGGUUUCUUCUAUUAUUUUUCAAUGAGUGUUGAACAUGUUGUUUAAAGAUUCUUUUGACAGGAAUGGGGUGUUUCGUAUUCUAGCUUAAAAGAGAAGUAUUCUAUCGAGAGAAAUUGACAUUAUUACAUGAAAGACUUCAACUUCAAAACGUUCUAAAUUUGAGGAGCUUUCUGGCCUCACGACAUGAGGUAGAUAUGGAGAACAUACUCAAUCUGUAUUUGGUGAGAUAUUUAUCAAUACAUCAUGUUCACAACUAAAUCUAUUGAACCCCAAACCACGUUCUUACAAAUCUGUUUUGCUUGGACAGCAUUCUAUAUGUUAAAAAGAAUAUUCCUCAUAUGAUUUAACACCUUAGUGUGUAUGAAAUGGAAAAGGUUUUUUUCCCGUUACUGAGCUAAGACUUACCAACUUUUGUUUUCAAACACCAUAGCAAAUACUCUAUGGUCAAUGUAGUAAAGUACACAAUAGUGUAAUGUAUUUGAAAUAGUUCCUGGACAAACUAUGAUUUGAAUGUUUAUUGCAUAAGGAAGCAGUUUCAGUAUCACGGUAGGUAGUGACAAGCCGGUUGUUUUAACUUCAUGACCAUAAACUCAUUAAUCAAAAGACACAAAACCCAUUACAUUAUCAUCAGGUUAAAUGUGGAUUCACAUUUACGUCCCUUAUGUGCCCCUUGUUGUGAAACUCCUUCAGAUCCACCAGUGAAGAAGCAGUAUUUCGAGAUAAGUUAUGUCUCGGUAGAGAGGAUGUAGUUAUCUCAGGAUGAGCCACUUAUCGGGAGAGAGGAUGUAGUUAUCUCAGGAUGAGCCACUUAUCGGGAGAGAGGAUGUAGUUAUCUCAGGAUGAGCCACUUAUCGGGAGAGAGGAUGUAGUUAACUUGAGAUCUCCCCCUACAGAGAUCUCAACAGUUGUCUUGAGAUAAGUCACAUCUCAGUAGAAGAAACAGUUGUCUUGGGAUAAGAUAUGUUUGUGUAGAGAGGAAGCUGUUAUCACAAGAUGUCAUAUCUCUGUAGAGGAAGCUGUUAUCUCAAGAUGUCACAUCUCAGUAGAAGAAGCAGUUGUCUUGAGAUAAGUCAUGUCUGUGCAGAGUAGAAGCUGUUAUCUCAAGAUAGUCACAUCUCAGUAGAGUAAGCAGUUGUCUUGAGAUAAGUCAUGUCUGUGUAGAGAGGAAGCUGUUAUCUCAAGAUAAGUCACAUCUCAGUAGAGUAAGCAGUUGUCUUGAGAUAAGUCAUGUCUGUGUAGAGAGUAAGCUGUUAUCUCAAGAUAAGUCACAUCUCAGUAGAGUAAGCAGUUAUCUCAAGAUAAGUCACAUCUCUGAGGAGGAAACAUUUGUCUCGAGAUAGACCAGGCAUCUAUUGGAGAAUAUGUUGGAGUUGCAUCUACUAUACCCAGUAGGUGGUAUUGUAUUCCUACUUCUGAGAUGGUCAGAGAUAUAUUGAAGUAGAAGUUUCAGACAGGAAGAAUUUAAAACAAAAGGUUAAAGGUUUAAAUUCCUUCAUGUUUUGGUUUCCGUGAAGCACAAUAGAGACUUGUGUGUGUAAAUGGCAUAAUUCAUGUUCAUUGUGUAUAGUAAUGAAACAUUGUUAUUGUAUUUUAGAAAGCAAUGCAUGAAUGCAAUACAAGAAUGUUGCAGACUGGAUGAUACAGUUUCCAAUUUUUGUUUUUUAAAACACAAAGGAAGAAAAUAAAAGAAAUGUCAAUCAUG